Molecule: messenger RNA, 2556 nt
Organism: Mus musculus (house mouse)
Lineage: Eukaryota; Metazoa; Chordata; Mammalia; Rodentia; Muridae
Gene: Vmn2r73
Product: vomeronasal 2, receptor 73
Exons: 6
Coding region: 1-2556 (851 amino acids)
Biological process (GO): G protein-coupled receptor signaling pathway
Cellular component (GO): membrane; plasma membrane
Molecular function (GO): G protein-coupled receptor activity
Source: RefSeq, marked provisional
AUGUUCUCUUUGAUCUUCAUUUUCUGGUUUCUGAAGAUUUCCUAUAUUUUUUGUCAUUUGAGUAACCCCAGAUGCUUUUGGAGAAUAAAAGACACCAAAGACAAACUAGGAGAUAAAGAAACUUAUUGUUUCUUUUCUAUUUCUGCAAAGCAUGGUUAUAUAAGGAAUGAUUAUUUCAGUUGGAAUCUAGACAAGCACGUGACACCCAAGACCAACCAUUUGAUUUUCUCUGUUUAUCUUGCCUUGGAAGAAAUAAAUAAGAACAGCCAUAUUUUACCCAACAUUUCUCUGGUAGUUAAUAUUGAAUGUGUCCUACUAAAAUAUGGAGAGAAAACUGGUUUGGGUUUGAAACAUGAAGAAUUUAUUCCUAAUUACUACUGUGCAAAUGAGAGAAGAUAUUUAAUUGUACUUACAGCUCCUAUAUGGGCAGUAUCUACAAAACUAGGACCAUUCCUGUUCAUGUCCAGAAUUCCUGAGCUUUACUGUGGUCAUUUUCAUCUUCCUCUAAGUGAUAAUGAACAAUUUCCUCAUCUUUACCAGAUAUCUCCAAAAGAUACAUCUCUACCACUAGCCAUGGUGUCCUUAGUGGUCCAUUUCAGAUGGAACUGGAUAGGAGUGAUCAUUACAAAUGAUAACCAUGGAAUUCAAUUCCUUUCUGAAUUGAGAGGAGAAACGCAAAAACAAAUUGUAUGUUUAUCAGUUGUGAUUAUUAUCCAAACUGAUGAUAUCACGGCAUAUAAAGAGUAUCAUAUGAAUUAUAAUAAAAUUGUAAUGUCUUCAGCAAAAGUUGUGAUAGUUUAUGGAGACCACAACUCGCCCAUAAAGUUUGUCCUAUUUUUGUGGAAAUCUCAAGGCAUUUUUAGAAUUUGGGUUAGUGUGUCACAAUUUGACAUGAUCACACCUCUAGGAGAUUUCAUGCUAUACUCCGCCUCUGGGACAUUAAUUUUUUCACACCAGCAAUCUGAACUGUCUGGUUUUGAAAAAUUUAUCAAAACAGUAAAACCUUCAAACUACAGUAGUGAAUUUUCUUUUGCUAAACUAUGGUGGACAUAUUUUAGAUGUUCUUCUUUGCCACCAUCUAAUUGUAAGAAACUGAAGAAUUGUCCCACCAAAACUGUAUUUAGAUGGUUAUUCAUGACACCACUUGGAAUGGCCAUGAGUGAUACCUGUUAUAACUUAUACAAUGCUAUAUAUGCUGUAGCCCACUCACUCCAUGAGAUGCUGCUGCAACAAGUAGACACAUGGUCAGAAAAUGCUGGCAAGGAACUGGAAUUUGACUCUUGGAAGAUGUUUUCUAUUCUGAAGACAAUGCAAUUUGUAAAUCCUGCUGGAGACCUAGUUAACAUGAACCAGAAUUUGAAACAGGAAAGAGAGUAUGACAUUUUCUAUAUAAUGGAUUUUCAAAAAGAUUAUGGACUUAAAAUGAAAAUAGGAAAAUUUUCAGGUCAUCUUCCAAGUCAUCAACAGCUAUAUAUGUCUAAGGAAAUGAUAGAAUGGGCUACAGAUAUGGAUCAGAUUCUACCCUCAAUAUGUAGUAUGCCUUGCAGACCAGGACUCAGAAAAUCCCCGCAGGAAGGAAAGGAUAUAUGCUGUUUUGUUUGUAACCCCUGCCCUGAAAAUGAAAUUUCGAACAUGACAAAUAUGGAUCAGUGUGUGAAAUGUCCAGAAGAUCAAUAUGCCAAUGAAGACCAUACUCUCUGUCUCCAAAAAAUUGUGGCUAUUUUAGAUUAUAGAGACCCUUUGGGAAAGGCUCUGGCUGGCUUUGCUCUAUGUUUCUGUGUUAUUACAUCUGGUGUUCUUUGCAUCUUCCUGAAACACAGAGAAACUCCCAUAGUCAAAGCCAAUAACCAAACUCUCAGUUAUGUCCUACUCAUUUCCCUCAUAUUUUGUUUUAUCUGUUCCUUGCUUUACAUUGGUCAUCCCACUAUAGUCAUCUGUGUCCUGCAGCAGAGCACAUUUGCCAUUUCAUUCACUGUGGCUGCCUCUACUAUCUUGGCCAAGACAAUUACUGUAGUACUGGCCUUCAAGGUCACUGUCCCAGGAAGAAUGAGAUGGCUGCUUGUGGCUGGGGCGCCCAAAUACAUCAUUCUUAUAUGCACCAUGAUUCAGCUGAUUCUCUGUGGAGUCUGGCUGGGAACUUCCCCUCCAUUUGUUGAUGCUGAUCUACACAUGGUACAUGGCCACAUCAUCAUUGUUUGCAACAAAGGUUCAGUGAUUGCCUUCUACUUUGUCCUUGGUUACAUGGGCUCUAUUGCUCUAGCAAGUUUCACUGUAGCUUUCUUGGCCAGGAAUCUGCCUGAUACAUUCAAUGAAGCCAAGCUCUUGACAUUCAGCAUGCUGGUGUUCUGCAGUGUCUGGGUCACAUUCAUCCCUGUCUACUACAGCACCAAAGGAAAGACUAUGGUUGCUGUUGAAGUUUUCUGUAUCUUGGCCUCAAGUGCAGGGCUUCUUCUUUGCAUCUUUGCCCCAAAAUGUUAUAAUAUUUUAUUAAGACCAGGGAAAAAUUCUUCUCAUAUGUUCAAGAAACUACAUGCUAAAACUGAAAAUAUAAUUUAA